GUGUGUGUGUGUGUGUGUGUGUGUGUGUAGUGGGGUACCCCAUCUCUUGUCAUCCUUUGGAAUUCUGAUUCAGGAGAGCCAAGGGAAGUGAAGCCUGGGGUUGGGCAAAAGUCCCCCAAGAGCCCACCCAGCGUCCAGUUGAGAACCGCCAUUCCAGAAAGGGUCUUUGAAGACGUUCCACAGGUGUGUUUGCAGUGGGAAUCUCCUUUGCCAAGGGGACAGUUUGGAAAGGCAAACCCACUGAGCCAUGUAUCAUGGCAUAUGUAGAAUUUGUUCCUUUUAGCAGCCUCACUGGACCAUCUCUUCUUCUAGUUUGUUGGAAAUGAUCUGGUUUCCGUUGGCCAGGGUCCUGUGUUUCGGCCUGUGGCAUGGGGCCGCUUGGAAGGGAAGUCGAUAUGGUUGGCUUGGGAUUCCACGGUUGGUCUUCCCAGUGGCUUUCCUUGUGUUAUCUCAGAUCCCCUGUCAGUCAAGGGAGGGAGAGCCACAAGGUGACAGGUUCCAUUUUACUCCAAGAAGAGCAUUUUGGCGUUAAAGAGAACAGAAUAAGGGUACACCUCUUUCAUCCAACGUGGAGAAAUGAAGGGUUCUGUGGAAGUUAGUUUCCUGUCCAAACUUGAGAAAAGUUACCCUUUGAUGGUCACAGUCCUUAAAACAAUAACUUCUUUCCUAUGUUAAUUGAAAAGGAUGAGGCAUUAUUUAUUGUUUGAUUUCAAUCAUUAAUAUCUGAUCUGUUUUCAUGCUAUAUUGUAGUGUUCCCUCCCAGCGCACAAGGCCACGGAAGGCUGUCUGCCCCUGCAUAGGCAUACGGGCAGCACCCCCACUUUUGGAAAAAUGGUUUUCCGUUUUUCUCUCGGUCAUUCUGCCUACCGCCAUAUUUUGCCAUAUUCUGUCUGUGUGCUUGCUUCUAGAAACACUACUCCUUUAGCUUUCAUUUGUGGAUUCUUGGGGCAGGGAUGGUCUUAGCGUCUUGAGUGAAAGAGUUAGUUGGGUUGGAAUGAGGGUGCUAAGACUAUAAGGCUUCUGUUUGGUUUUCUUAGAAGCUGUUCUUGGCUGGCUUUCUGGCCCUGUCAGCCCCCACCGUGCAGGCACUGUUCUGGGUUCAUGAUGCGCUAACUUGGGUGUAGUCCCCAUGCCUGUCUGAGCCCCACAAGAGGUCAGGAGGCAGGUGGUCACUUGUGACUCUCACAGCUGGGACAGUCGGGCCUUUUGCUAGUGCAGCAGGGCCCAUGCCUUUUGCCUGUCACUUCCCUCGCCGCAAACACGACCAUUUCCAACACAGGGUGUUGGGAGGACCCAUUGGGAAUGAGACCUUUAAGCCACUUUGAGUUCCUUUUAUUUGUUAGGGAUCCACACUGCUUUCUUUUUUGAAUGGUUACAGGGAGGGAUAGGAGGGAACAAGUUCUAACUUCUCCCUGGCACUGGCCCCACCCCUCCCCCACCCCCCUUCAUCAGCCCCUUCCCGGAAGAACUUUCUCAGUUUGUCAUUUUAGAGAUGACUUGAAAGUUCUCGCCCUUUACAUGUCAGCGGAGACACCUGUGGACAUGAAGCCCCGGCUAGCCCCUGACCGGGAUCUGGGAGGGAACCUUGGCUGGUCGGCUGUUCUAGGUCACUGGGAUAGGGCGUGGGCUAGGGCCAGGAAAGGGCAAGCCCCUCGAAGCAUCACUUUCUCUUUGGGGCAUGCUAGGUACCCCUGGGUCCCGAGUGGUAGGACAUCAGGGCCAAAGGCAAGUGCCUGGAAGGCUUGGGGCCCCAGGACCUCAGUAUUGGGGCUGACCUUCUUGACAUCAGUGUUACGCACCUCGAGGCCUUCUCCCAGCCAGAUGGGCAGGUCAUCCCUGAGCCACCAGCGCAGCUCUACCCGUUGGGCAGGGUCAUGCCAACUUGGGGCAAAUACCUCAUCAGUGUGGGGUCCUCCUCUCUCUCUGGAGCUGUUUGUCCAGGGCCACUUAUCUCAUGCAGACCACAGCGGUGGCAAAGAGUUCUCUGGAAUAAGAACCCGUCCUCUGGAUGGUGGGUGGGGGUGGGGUUCCUCUGGGUCUCGGGCUGCCAGGCGCUGGGCGUCCCUGGGCCGUCCUGCUCCUGAAGGCUUGGCGCGCAUGGAGAGUGCGGGCUGUGCGAGCCACUUUCUGGCCGGCUGGCCCAGGGUGGGUGUGAUCUGCCCGGUGGCGGGCGGGUCACCCGGGAUUCCCAGGGCUGGGAUUAGACCCCUCUUCAGAGCGCUGCCAAUUGUGGGCCUCGCACAGAUGAGAGCAGGGAGCAGGCGAGAAAUAAAGUGUGUGGGGGAUGAAAAGCUGCACUGAACCGCUUUCAGCCCAUUGUUCUUCUGGGGAGGCUUAGCGGGGAUAAGAGGGUAGCAGGCCCCUUUGAAAUUUCCUUGAACAAGUGAAUAGGAACGCCCCAUAAAGCAUGAAGAGAGCCCUGGCUGUUUCUCCCUGUCACAAUGGGCGGCUCGGGCUGCCAGGGGCUGGGGAGUGGGGCUGGCCGCCCUGCUGGGGGGUGGGGAGGGGACCCGGCCGGGGAGGGGGAGAGGGGGUCACAGGCGGCCUUCAAUAGACUCCAGAAGGUUGGAGUUCAUUAGACACAAGCCCGGGAAGCAAUUGUCUCAUUUGCGACAGGACCAAUUAAGUCCCGGGGGCCUUUGCCAGAGGGCCCGAGUGGAAGCUGGGCAGGGCUGGCCUGCCCUCGGUUGUUCCAGGGAGCCCUGGGCUGGGGGCCCUGGAGGUACAGAGCUGCCGGGGGCUCCAGAGAAAUCCCUGCCUCCCCCCCCCCCCCCAAAGCCCACUGCUGACUUCUGUUUUCCUGCUAACGAAAAAGCCUGUUAAAGAUGGCUGGGGGUUUGGGCCUUCCUGGUAGGCCUCGGAGAAGGUGGUGUUAUGAGCCUGUUACUCUGAAACCACCGUUCUCAGAAGAAAUCGCUUUCUGGUUUUUUUGGUGUGUGUGCGGGGGCAGUUAGCUGCCAGUCUCCCCGAAGUCCUAAAGCCCCGUCCCUUGGGGUUCCAGGCACAGAGGCCCGGGGGCCCAUCCCGGAGCGCACCGGGCCUGGGAGGAUGCCACCGGGGCCAGGCGCCGCCCAAGUGGGGCUCCUGUAUCCAGGGCGCAGCCAGGAAGCGUGGAAGCGACGCCUGCGACACGGGCCAUCUCUGGGGUGUCUUUGUCUUUGUGCAGAGCUGCUCUUGGAGUUAGGAUUGGCCCGGCGUGGAGGCUGCUUCCGCUCCGGGUGUCACAGGACCAGCGCGAGAGCCCGGCGUGGCGGUUCCUGCCGAAGGGUGGAACGGGUUCUUUUCUUUAUUGACUUGUAUUUCCUUAUAUCUUAUUCAUGGGUUUACUCUGGGCACCAGGAAAGGCCCCCGAGUGAAGUUCAGAUCUGAUCUGAUCUUACAAAACCAGGCUUUUGAUGUCGGCUGCGAUCAGAGGCUGCCUUCUGAGUGGUUGCCAGAUGGGAGCGGGAGUGGACACGUGUGUGAGCGGGUCGCUUACCGCGAAGCCUCGGGAGGACGGUGCUCCGGUUAGGCUGGGCGCAGCGGAGUCCGCAGGCCAAGCUGAUGGGCUUGGCUUACGUGGCAGCGGAGUGGAGUCCACGCUUCAAGACCAGUGCUCCCCAGAAAUGGCUGGGCCCAGCAGUGGGCUCGUUAGCUAAAAUGCUUAUAAUUAGCGGAGGAUGGUGUAGGGACCAGAACUCCGGCACUUGGCAGCUCACCGUGCUGAGGGUCCAGGAGACGAUGGAUCGUGAAGGUCUAGAGCCUGAGUCCGAGGCCGAGCGGCCCUCUUCUGGAGUUCAUGGCUGUUGGGAAGAAGAUUCUUGGCUGGUUCGGGGAUAAAGCCCCGGUCCUUGAAGGCACCUGUUCAUAAGCCUCCCCGAGCCUCUCUAAGUCGCGCUCUCUCUUCUCAGCCUCGGUCACAGGUUUCCUGUCCUGAGUUUUGCUCCUUCAGCUGCCCUGGGGGCGGUGCUGAAAUCAUUUGCUCUUUUGCCUUCAGUUGGCCAGGCACCUGCUCCUCCCCGCCUCCCCCUUUCUAUAUGUACUUACCCCAGUUCUCUUCUUUCUUCUGCUUUGUACGGAAAAAGCAAGAGGUAUCAAAAGCCUUACCUUGGAUCCAUCUGGGUGGAAAGGGGAAGAGCAGAGGCUCUAGGGGACACUUGAGGACAGUCUUGGGGGGAGACGAGUGGGGACCUCCUCUCAGGCUCUUGAAGUCUUCCCCAUGUCAUAGGGAAGUCUGUGGGGUGCUUGACUCCUGUCCCCACCACAAAACUGUCAGGAAGAGGCUUGGAGCAGAGGCCAGCCACCCUUUGGAAGCCUGUAGAGGUGUUGCUGGUCAGGAGAGAGUCAUGGGCGAUAUUUGUGGGACAGCCCUGGCUUAAUAGAAGUGGUUUAGAUCCGUGGGAGACCCAACCUGGAGGACCCCCAUGGUCACCCUUACCCCUCAAGGAACAUUAGGCAGGAGACAAGGGGAUCCUCACUGUGCCUUGGAAACUACCUGGCAUGCCCCAUAGCCAGGGAGUACCAAGUGGUGGGGUACUGUGUUCCAGAAUGUUCCCCAAGUUUUCCGUUCACUCCUUUAGAGUGUCAUGUGACUUCGCGGGGCUUAGGAAACGAACCAUCAGGAAGCUUGGCUCCUCCAGGUGAGGUGGGGUGGGAGGGUAGGUGGCUGAGUUAAGGACCCUGUUCGGGAGUCUGGCUGUGGCUCAGAUUUGGGAUUCUGGGACUCAUUGCUACUGACUGACACCACAAGAGCUACAGAGGGUCUCUGACCGUCUGUAAAACUGGGUGAAUUCGGGAUGAAGUUGGAGUAUACGUACCUCACGGCAGGCCGCCUCACGUAGGACUCAGCCUCUUGGGUGGCAUCUGGUUCCUGGUCAAGCCAGGCAUGCUCGUGGUGCCCAGUUUUCUCCUGUCUUGUAGGUGAUCCCAAAGUGAAAACAUUGAGGUUUGGUAAAUAUAUACCCGGGGGUUCAGUAAGUUUCAGAACUUAGACCCUUUUAUCCCACCUGGCCUUCGAGGGCCUGGUCAAGUGCGUGGGGGGCUGUCUUGGACACGGAGUCUGCGCUAGUCGCCUGGUGCGCUGUCUCUGGCCCUCUUGCCCUUUCUCUGGGACAGGACUCAUUCCUGCUUUUUUAAUAUAUUUUUUAAAAGAUUUGUAGAGAGAGG
Molecule: messenger RNA, 5145 nt
Organism: Mustela erminea (ermine)
Lineage: Eukaryota; Metazoa; Chordata; Mammalia; Carnivora; Mustelidae
Exons: 2
Coding region: 1369-2301 (310 amino acids)
Source: RefSeq, a predicted model, not a curated record